Messenger RNA from Trichomycterus rosablanca, 3664 nucleotides. Its product is annotated as ephrin type-A receptor 7-like. NCBI's taxonomy places the organism in Eukaryota, Metazoa, Chordata, Actinopteri, Siluriformes, Trichomycteridae. Gene Ontology annotation, biological process: axon guidance; ephrin receptor signaling pathway; protein phosphorylation. The record is from RefSeq and is a predicted model, not a curated record. Gene Ontology annotation, cellular component: plasma membrane; dendrite. The transcript has 17 exons. The coding region runs from base 37 to 3126 and encodes 1029 amino acids. Gene Ontology annotation, molecular function: ATP binding; protein binding; transmembrane-ephrin receptor activity.
ACAUGAGCAGAGUCCUGCACACGCGCCCGCGCAGACAUGGAGCUGUUUAACACCGUGGUCGCCUUGCUGUGGAUUUUAACCCCCUUUCAGGACUGUUUAUCAGAGGAAGUGUUGUUGCUGAACUCGAAGGAAUCGCAGGCAGAACUGGGCUGGACCUCCUAUCCCUCAAACGGAUGGGAGGAGAUCAGCGGCGUGGAUGACAAGUACAAGCCGAUCCGAACGUACCAGGUCUGCAACGUGAUGGAACCGAACCAGAACAACUGGCUGAGGACGGGCUGGAUCGGUCGGCGCGGAGGGCAGCGCAUCUUCGUGGAGCUCCAGUUCACCCUGCGCGACUGUAACAGCAUCCCGGGCGUGGCGGGCAGCUGCAAGGAGACCUUCAACCUGCUGUUCGCCGAGUCGGACCGGGCGCUGGGCGGCCACGACGACGACGAGGCGCGCUUCAGCAAGGUGGACACCAUCGCCGCCGACGAGAGCUUCACGCAGGGCGACCUGGGCGAGAGGAAGAUGAAGCUGAACACCGAGGUGCGCGAGAUCGGCCCCCUGAUGAGGCGCGGCUUCCACCUGGCGUUCCAGGACGUGGGCGCGUGCGUGGCCAUCGUGUCCGUACGCGUUUACUACAAGCGCUGCCGGGCCGCCGUGCAGAACCUGGCCGUGUUCCCCGACACGGUGGCGGAGGCCGCGUUCGCCACCCUGGUGGAGGUCAGGGGCGUGUGCGUCAACAACUCCGAACCCGACGCCACGGACUCGCCUCCCAGGAUGCACUGCAGCGCCGAAGGGGAGUGGCUCGUGCCCAUCGGGAGGUGCAGCUGCAGCGCCGGGUAUGAGGAGGGUCACAGCAGCUGUGAAGCAUGUCCACGAGGUACCUACAAGAUGUCCUCCCAGCAGCAGGAGUGUUUGCCGUGCCCGGCUCGCAGCCUGGCCGAGGAGGAAGGCUCGGUGCUGUGCGUGUGCGAGGACGGUCACUUCCGGACGACGCUCGACCCCCCGUCCGCACCGUGCACGCGACCGCCGUCGUCUCCACGGGAUUUGAUCUACACCCUCAAGCAGUCCACCCUCAUCCUAGAAUGGGCGCCGCCGUCCGACCCGGGUGGCAGAGCCGACCUGGGCUACAGCGUGGAGUGCCGUCGGUGCGUCGCCGGCCCCCGCGCCCACUGUGAGCCGUGCGGCGCCAGCGUGGGCUUCGUACCCCAGCAGAGCGGCCUGAGCGGGCGCACCGUCACCGUGCUCAACCUGCUGCCCAACUCCAACUACACCUUCACCGUGGAGGCCAGGAACGGCGUGUCCGAGCUUCUGCCCGACAAACGUUUCACCGCCCACGCCAACGUCUCCACCAGCCUGGCAGCGCCCUCUCAGGUGAGCGAGUUGCGAGCGGAGAAGAUCGAGCAGCGCUCCGUAACUCUGGCGUGGAGAGAAUCCGCCAACCCCAACAGCAGCCGGACGGAGUACGAGAUCAAAUACUACGAGAAGGAGCAGAAGGAUCAGAGCUACUCCACGGUGAAGACGGCGGCCACCAGGAUCAGCGUCAACAACCUGAAGCCGGGCACCACCUACGUCUUCCUGAUCCGUACCUGCUCCAGUCCUGCUCCUUCCUCCCUCUCGUCCUCGUCCUCCAUCGUCUCCUCCUCUUCCUCCUCUCCGUCUUCAUCGCCGUCUAACGUAUCCUCGCCCGUCAUGCCGUCCGUGCCGCCUCCACCCGCCCCGCUGGAUUACGGGGCGUACAGCACCCCACUGGAGCUUCAGACGCUGGGCGAGCUGGCCCUGGCUUCCAGUGAGCAGAGUCCAGUGGUGAUUUUGGUGGUGGUGUCGGUAGCUGCUCUCAUCAUUCUGCUGUCUUUGGGAGUCGGCCUGCUCAUCUGGAGACGACAGUGUGGUUACAGCAAAGCCAGUCAGGAGGGGGACGAGGAGCUCUACUUCCAGUUUAAAAUUCCCACCAGAAGGACGUACAUUGAUCCUGAGACGUGUGAGGAUCUACUCCAGGCUGUUCAUACGUUCGCUAAAGAGCUCGACAACUCCAGCGUCAAAAUUGAGAGGAUUAUUCAUACUGGUGAUUUCGGUGAAGUGUGUCGCGGCUGCUUGAAGCUUCCCAGUAAGCGAGAGCUGCCGGUGGCCAUCAAGUCUCUGCGGAUCGGCUGCUCGGAGAAGCAGCGGCGCUCGUUCCUCUGCGAGGCGGGAAUCCUGGGUCAGUUCGACCACGCCAACAUCAUCCGGCUAGAGGGAGUCAUCACCAGAGGUAACACCAUGAUGAUUGUGAUGGAGAGUAUGGACAAUGGUGCCCUGGAUUCAUUUUUAAGGAAACACGAGGGUCAGCUCACUGUGCUUCAGCUGGCGGACCUGCUGAGUUCCGUAGCGUCAGGGAUGAAGUACCUAACGGAGAUGGGUUACAUCCACCGGCGUCUGGCGGCCCAUAAAGUUCUGGUGAACAGCAGCCUGGUGUGUAAAGUGUCCGGCUUCAGACCGUUACAGGAGGACAAGAUGGAGUCCGUCUAUUCCACACUGCACGGCGGGAAGAGCGCGGUGUUGUGGACGGCUCCUGAGGCGAUCCAGUAUCACCGCUACAGCUCAGCCUCCGACGUCUGGAGCUUCGGCAUCGUCAUGUGGGAGGUGAUGUCGUUCGGGGAGAGGCCGUACUGGGACAUGGGCAGCCAGGACGUCAUCAAAGCGAUAGAGGACGGUUUUCGGUUGCCAGCUCCUCUGAGCUGUCCCACCUCUUUGCACCAGCUGAUGUUGGACUGCUGGCAGAAGGAGAGGACCGAGAGACCCACGUUCACUCAGAUCCACAGCGCUCUCAGCAAGACCAUGCGCAGUCCGGACAACCUCGGGUCCUCCACGCUAACGCACAGGACUAUAACGUCGUCCUCCAUCUCUCUGGCUGACAGAACUCUUCCCUCGUUCCCAUCGUUCAGUUCGGUGGGUGAGUGGUUGGAGGCGGUGGAUAUGGGUCGGUAUAAAGAUAACUUUGCCGUUGCAGGUUAUUGCUACCUGGAGUCUGUCGCCCGCAUGAACGUGCAGGACGUACUCAGCCUGGGCAUCACGUCUCUGGAGCAUCAGAAGCAGCUGCUGUCAGCAAUUCAGACUCUCAGAACACAAGUCAUCCAGAUGCACGGACGCGGCGUGCAGGUCUAACACACACACACACUCUCCAAGUGGACGGGAGGAUGCUGACCCAGCUGGACAUCGACCAGUAAGGAGGUGGGAAUCCUCGGACCUCUAGAUGGCGCUCCUCCUGGGUUUCUUUACUUCCUUCUUCCUCUAAUCCUGGAACGCUGUCCUCUCCGGUGGUGGGGUGAGGACCUCCAUACGGACGCUCUGGACGUUCGGGAGACUCGGUUUAGCCCACUCUUCCCUUUCUGUACUGCUUUCUUUAUUCAGAAGGCUUUUUUUGACUCUGAACUGACCUGAGAACAGCCACCAGGGUUUAGAAUUAGCACCGAGCACUAACGUAGCCACUGUUCUUCCUCUACAGCGGACUGAAGAUCUCGUUUUCUAAGUCGUAGCUCCUACAAAAAGACGUAAAUCCAUUAAGGAAUGGAGAAACACUGGGAACAUUAAGAAGAUCGGAUGAAUUAAUCCAAAUCGCAUCUCACCGUUUGUUUAUUUACGUCUGUCCGUCUCGGAUCAGCAAAUUUAAUCUGUUUUUUUUAUCUGUCGUCUGUGUUUGUGU